AUGCCUUCUCCUGUACCGAUUGCGACUCGUCCAAUUGACAAGCCCUCCGUGGGCCGAAAUAAUUAUCAGCCCUUUGGGUUUCGUGAAGAAGUCCUUCCCAAAGGCUGGAGCAAGAAUGGCUCGCGUCCCUUGCCAUGCGACAUCCACGCCUCGCACGACGUGGGUAUCAAGGUCCGCGAUGGAAGCACACUAUACUGCGACAUCUAUCGCCCCACAGACACCUCCAAGGCAGUGCCUGCAAUUUUAGCAUGGAGUCCGUUUGGCAAAAAGUUCAAUGGAAUCAGCAUGUUAAAGGUGCUUCCCUGGGGCCUCGGAAUUCCUGAAGGCGUGCUUAGUGGACUGGAGAAAUUUGAAGGGCCCGAUCCAGCCGAGUUCGUACCUCGUGGCUUCGCAAUCAUCAACGUGGAUGCCCGUGGAUCUGGCGAUUCAGAUGGUACGGUGGGCAUUAUGGGCACUCAGGAAGCCGAAGACGGAUACGAUGUAAUUGAAGCCGUGGCCAAAAUGUCCUGGUGCAAUGGGAGUGUUGGACUGGCGGGAAACUCGCAUCUGGCAAUCAUCCAGUGGUUUAUCGCUGCCUUGCAACCGCCAUCACUCAAGGCUAUUGCUCCCUGGGAGGCAUGCGGUGAUCUGUACCGGGAGCAAUUCGUGCGAGGGGGCGUCUUCGACGCUGGUCUAUUUGAUUUUAUAAUCGACCACAACAUCCAGGGCCACGGGGGCGUCGAAGAUUUCCAUGAGAUGUAUCGACGACAUAGAACUGCGGAUAGUCUCUACUGGAAGGACAAACGACCUGAUAUCAGCAAAAUCAACAUUCCCACCUAUAUCACGGCGUCGUACACCAGUUUCGUGCACACGAUGGGGUCACUGCGCGGGUGGCUCCAGGUUCAAUCACCUGAUAAAUGGCUGCGUCUUUGUCCCUGGCAGGAAUGGUACGAUAUGUGGAAUUGCAAAGAUUCUGCCGCCGAAAUGGCUUCCUUCUUCGACCGCUAUCUGAAUGGCGCCGAUAAUGGAUGGGAGAAGACACCCAGGGUACGGACCACCAUCCUGCGAUUCAAUCAAGACCCGCUGUACAAUAUCACGGAGGAGGAUUACCCGAUCCCGCGGACUGAGUAUCGCAAGAUGUACUUUCAGCCUGAAGGCCGUUUGAGUCCUGAUGCCCCAAGUGCAGAUUCAUCAGUGUCAUACAACUCCGAAAAGUAUCAAGACUGUGCGAGCUUCACCUAUACUUUCCCCAGCCGGACGCGACUGGCAGGGAUCCCCAAGGCAGUGGUAUACAUGUCGUGCCCGGACUUCCAUGACCUGGAUGUAUAUGUUCUGGUGCGCAAGCUCGACGCGCAAGGAAAGGCUCUCCUCAAUCUCAACAUUCCUUGGUCGUCAAUCGCACAGUACGGUGUCAACCCAGGCAGUGUGGACAGCAUCUCGCCCCGGGAGAAGAACAACCUCAUGUUCCAUGUCGGGUCGUUGGGAAUCCUGCGGGCCUCACGUCGAGCCAUCGAUCCAACCAAGUCUCUCCAUGAGAACUUUCCCUUUCAUCCGCACGACCGCGACGAAUAUAUUACCCCUGGGGACAUUGUGAAGCUGGAAAUUGGCAUUUGGGCCAUGGGGGUGGAGUACGAGGCUGGGGAGAGUGUACGUGUCGAGAUUCAUGGGAACAGUCCACUGCUGCGAGGCGAGUUCAAGGAAGACGGUGAAUUCCAGGAGCUGGCAUCACAUGGAACACAUGUCCUCCAUCUGGGGGGACAAUAUCCUUCGCAUAUAAUCUUGCCGUUUGUAUGACGAAUGGAUAGAUGUCAUGAUAUAGAUAAUGAGAGCUCGCUUUUGUCAAUUGAAAUACAAGAGUUAUCGUAGUUAGUAAACGCUUGGGAGAAUAGUCGAGGUACUCAUGAUUGUCG
This is a messenger RNA of Aspergillus ibericus CBS 121593, 1889 nucleotides long. RefSeq names its product CocE/NonD family hydrolase. NCBI's taxonomy places the organism in Eukaryota, Fungi, Ascomycota, Eurotiomycetes, Eurotiales, Aspergillaceae. The transcript has a single exon. Bases 1 to 1773 code for a protein of 590 amino acids. Gene Ontology annotation, molecular function: dipeptidyl-peptidase activity. The record is from RefSeq and is a predicted model, not a curated record.